Clonostachys solani is the source of this 285-nucleotide messenger RNA. The record is from the annotation of a GenBank genome assembly. Lineage: Eukaryota; Fungi; Ascomycota; Sordariomycetes; Hypocreales; Bionectriaceae.
CCUUCACGGCGGGUCUGCGCUUCUAAGUUGCAUCGAGGAAUCGGCACAUGGCCCUACUUUACAUGGCCUCUGCUGCCCACUGCAUCUUCAGCAACAUAGCAUCGUCCCCUUCGCCCAUGGAUCUCAAGGUAGUCGUGCAGCGAGAGAUGGCCUGAAUCAUAAGUCUACCCGUGGCCGCUGGCUUCCUUUUGAGACAGCAUACCGACUCGACUUGUUGCCAAGUCGACCCGUGUGCCCCGACAUCUCCGCAACCACUCUAUUUGCAAUCAGCCGCCCGCCCUUCUA